Messenger RNA from Anguilla anguilla (European eel), 975 nucleotides. RefSeq names its product proteasome_alpha_type_2 domain-containing protein. NCBI's taxonomy places the organism in Eukaryota, Metazoa, Chordata, Actinopteri, Anguilliformes, Anguillidae. The record is from RefSeq and is a predicted model, not a curated record. Gene Ontology annotation, biological process: ubiquitin-dependent protein catabolic process. The transcript has 8 exons. Bases 97 to 801 code for a protein of 234 amino acids. Gene Ontology annotation, cellular component: proteasome core complex, alpha-subunit complex; proteasome core complex.
CAACGAUACAGAUACAGACAGGAAAUCGCUGCAUUUUCCCAGUAUCCGAACUUCCGACAGUCCGUCAUAUGUGAAUUCCCCCGGUUAGUGGUUAAAAUGGCUGAAAGAGGAUACAGUUUCUCCCUCACCACAUUCAGCCCCUCGGGCAAACUGGUCCAGAUUGAAUAUGCUCUUGCAGCAGUAGCAGCAGGUGCCCCGUCUGUUGGUAUCAAAGCCUCAAAUGGAGUGGUAUUAGCAACAGAAAAGAAACAGAAAUCCAUAUUGUACGAUGAACAGAGCGUGCACAAAGUGGAGCCUAUAACCAAACACAUAGGCAUGGUCUACAGUGGCAUGGGUCCAGACUACAGGGUGCUGGUGAGGAGAGCGCGGAAGUUGGCCCAACAGUACUUCCUGGUGUACCAGGAGCCCAUUCCCACAGCCCAGCUGGUGCAGAGGGUGGCCUCCGUCAUGCAGGAGUACACACAGUCAGGUGGUGUGCGUCCAUUUGGUGUGUCGCUGCUCAUCGCAGGAUGGGAUGAAGAUCGCCCUUUCCUCUUUCAGUCCGACCCAUCUGGUGCAUAUUUUGCUUGGAAGGCAACGGCAAUGGGAAAGAACUACGUUAAUGGAAAAACGUUCCUCGAAAAAAGAUACAAUGAGGAUCUGGAACUCGAGGAUGCCAUUCACACAGCAAUCCUGACCCUGAAGGAAAGCUUUGAGGGUCAGAUGACCGAAGAUAACAUUGAGGUGGGCAUCUGCAAUGAAGCAGGCUUCAGAAGACUCUCGCCUGCAGAGGUCAAAGAUUACCUGGCAGCCAUCGCCUAAGUCACCAUUGUCACUGAUUGCUUUUUUUCUGUUGUUGUUUUUGAGUUGUGUUGGCUACAAUACAAUAACUUCCAAGAACUGUAUUUUCAGCUGAACGGCAUUUUUAUUAUUUGUAAUUCUGUCCCUUCUUACCUCUGUAGAAACAUACCAAUAAAUGCAGGUGAUUACAAAAUG